GGAGCUCAGGGCUAUAAGAGAUGCUGUUUCCAGGAAGGCAUAAGAAGGAAAGGGGAGACUCUGCCACAGUCCUGAUGGAACAUCUCCAAAUCUUGGUCGCAGAGAGUGAGAAUGGAAGAAGAAACACGGAAAGAGAAAGAGGUAGAAAUGAAAAGGGAAGAGGAUGCUGCCCUCAUUGCUUUCUACAGCUCCUUCAAGGACCUCUUUGAGUUCUUUUGCUUGAACACCACCAUCCAUGGCACCAUCCGGCUGGUGUGCUCGAGUCGGAACAAGAUGAAGACAGCCUUCUGGACCCUUCUAUUCCUCGCCAGCUUUGCCAUGCUGUAUUGGCAAUUUGGGCUCCUCUUCAACCAAUACUGGCAAUACCCAGUGGUCUUGUCAAUUUCUGUCAAAUCUCAACAAACGAUGUUUCCUGCCAUCACCCUCUGCAAUCUGAAUCCAUACAGGGUCAAUCUAGUCAGCAAAAACAUGGCCGAGCUGGAUAAUCUGGCCAGGGAAACCCUACACAACCUAUACCCCUUCAGCAUUCCGGCGAGCACUCUGGAAGACAACUCCAGCGUCAGUCUGGAGAACUGGACAAACAGUGAGGUCAACAGCUCCAGCUUCAAGCUAGAUGACAGCAUUGCUCUAGUGAGAAUGGGCGGCGGCAAAGUGGGCUUCCGGCUGUGUAACCAAACGGGUGGAGACUGCUACACCAAGAUUUACUCCUCCGGGGUUGACGCUUUCCAGGAAUGGUACAGUUUCCACUACAUGAACAUCAUGUCCCAGAUCCCACCCAUCAUUGACAUCUCCAAGGACGACGACCACAUCAACAACCUGGUCUACGCUUGCCAGUACGACGGAUUGCCUUGCAAAGCUAGUGAAACUGAGCACUUUCAUCACCCCGUCUAUGGAAGCUGUUACACUUUUAAUAAAGGCGGGACAGAUGAGUUCUGGAAAGCUUUGAAGCCUGGAAUUGUUUACGGUCUCUCCCUUAUCCUCAAAGUGGAGCAAAAGGACCACAUCCCACUGCUGUCCACCAAGGCGGGCGUGAGGGUGAUGAUCCACAGCCACAACCAGACCGCGUUCUUAGAGCACGAGGGGUUUGAUAUUCGGCCAGGGAUUCAAACCACCAUCGGGAUCACACAGGACGAGGUGACUCGCUUAGGCGGAAAUUAUGGCACAUGUACAAAGGACGGUGAUGAUGUGGCUGUCAAGCUCAUAUACAACAGCACAUACACGCAGCAGGCUUGCUUGCAUUCAUGUUUCCAGAGGAAAAUGAUUGAAGACUGUGGUUGUGGGUACUAUUACUACCCACUGCCUCCAGGAACGGAGUACUGCAACUAUAACAAGCAUCCUAAUUGGGGUCAUUGCUUCUAUCUCCUGUACAAUCGCAUGUACAAUCAGGAUGCCACUCAUACCGAAUCCUGUUUUGACAAAUGCCACAGACCAUGCAAAGAGACUUGGUACAAACUUGCAGCAGGAUAUGCAAAGUGGCCCUCAACCAAAUCUGAGAAAUGGAUUCACAAAGCUUUGGAAGCCCAGAACAGAUACAAUGUCACCGGCGACAGUUUCAGAAAAGAUAUUGCCAAGGUGAACAUUUACUACGAGCGACUAAACUACAAUUCUUGGGAUGAAUCUCCUGAAUAUACAGAAUCCCAGAUGAUGUCCAACAUGGGAAGCAACUGGAGUCUCUGGUUUGGGUCAUCGGUGCUGUCAGUGGUGGAGCUGCUGGAGUUCCUCGUGGAUGCCGCCAUCUUGUCUCUCAUCUUCCUCUACCGUCAGUUCACGGCCAAGAGGACGCAUAAGGUGUCUCGACCCCCAAACAUCCCAAGCAUAAGCUUGACUUUGGAGAAGUACCGCUAUGUGGAGGAAGGCCUGGCCAGCACCCAGGAUGUGACAAAACCUUACGCCAGCGAUGGCACUGGCACCCCAUGCCAAGACACAAAAUAUAGCACAUACCAGAUGCCUGAGCUCUACCCAAGUGUGGUGCUGAAUGGAUUCAAGCGCCGGAAAGAGCAUAGCAUAGAUAUGCGCCUCAACAGCUAAUGGCGUCCAAAGAGAAUGGAUCUUGGAGAACUAUAAACCUACCUUCAUACCUUUGAAGAAGAGCUGCUUUUGUGGGGAAUUGUGGCCAGUACAGUUGUGACUGCUGACCCAGAAAUGCUGGCUCAGAAGUGCUGGACUGAUGGGGCUCAGCCUCCAACAGGAGACUGAGUCUGUGACUUUUCUCUUCUGAACCUCCUCGGACAGUUCUGUGGCAAACAAGAUGGAGCCCGGGGAAGCAAGGUUUUCCACCCCGCGACUUGGGAUCAGAUUUGCAACGCGUUCCGUUAAUGAGGGAGGUGUCUGAACGAAGCCUCGCCCAGGCAAACACUGACGAUUACUUUCUGACUGGUUCCUUGAUUGACUUGAAGACCCCUUUCCCCCCCUCAUGUUAUUUGUUCCACGGUAUUCUUUUCAGAGAUGACUGACCUGUGGCCUCCUUAUGAGAGGUCUAUUUUUUUUAUUUUCGUUUUUUCAUCUGAGGGAAGAGGAAAGCCAGAGAGUGACUGGCGGUUAUCCAGUUCCCUAUAAAAAGCCACAACCGUAGCUUCCCGCUGAAGCUCUCCUGAGGGAACCAGAUUCAACUGGGCAUCCCUGGGCAAAGAGGCUGGACCGUCAACAUUUCACAGGUGUCUCCGAGUUAAAUGUUAAACAGCCCACACAUUAAAAAAUGUGUCUAGCGAACAUUUAUGAGGCUAUGUACUUUUCUGUCUGUGUUAACAGUGACUCUGGGAUCCCAGAGGGAUGCAAUGAAUACUUGACCGUGCCGAUUGUAAUGCCCACGGUACCUCUUCUGUUUGACAGGUAGUUCUUUCCUGUUUGAGCUCUGAAAUCCGUGGCAAGGAACGUGUUUUUAAUUAUGAUUGCGUGCUGCCUCUGUUAAAAUGUGAAGUUCAGGGUUUAUAAGCUGAGUUCUCGAACGAGAAGAAGAAAAACAGUAGCUUGCAUGGAGUGGGAUAGGUGCCCAAGAACCCCCAGUGUCUAGCCUAGCAACUGCCUGUACUCAGGUUACAGCGCCCCCUUCAGGUGGCAAAGGAACAACACUAUGCAAAGUCAGCUCUUUUGAGUGGCUGGCAGUGCGACAGCUUCCGAUUGGCUGUUCUUCACUCAGGAAAUUAGUUACAGGGCACUUUUAAAUAUUACAUUUUAUUGGUGAAUUUGGAAGCCAAUAUCAACUUUUCAAAUGGAUUUCUUUACCUGUUUCCCCUCUUCAGACCUCAAAAUCCAACCAUGUCCAUAAUGGCUGCUGUUCUUUUUAAAGUAAACGGAUAUAUACUUGCAAGCACAUUGAACUUUUGCUUUACACAAAAUGUGCCAGAUUUCUCCUUUGCAUAAUGGUUUCUUGAUUUAAAAAAAGAGAAAUGUUCCAACUGUAUUCAGAAGAUUGCUUUGUCAUAAUGGACAUCCAGAAAUACUGAACUAUAAAAUAUUUAGUUUUAUACAGCAAAUAGAUGUCUGGGUGUACCAGAAAGCUUUAUUGAUGAUCACCAGAGCUCAGGGCUGUACCACACUUUAUGUAUCCAGGGGUCAUUUAGUCAUCCCUGUUCAUCACUUGAAGUUUCCCAUGCCAAGUGGCAAUUUACCUGCCUGAGACUUUCUUAGGGAGAAACUUGACUGCACGCCCACAGAGCAAUCUAAGCUAGGGGUCACCGCUAUGCCUGUGUUAGUCCUCAAAUGAUAAACAUGUCUCUCUGAAUAAGUCCAAGUAGCAUUGUUUCAGCAAGGGGGAGUUGGAAUCUAUCCCCACACUGUUGGGAUCACCGUGGGUCCGACUAAGCCCCAUGCAGAGAAGACCCAUUGAAUUUAAUGAAUCUAAAUUAGUCGUGUCCAUUAACCUCAGUAGCAUGGCUAGUGUUGGAUAUAAUCCUGUAAAUAUCUAUAUAUCUAUUAUUUUCUAUGAAUGAAAUAUGUACUGUAUAUCCAUCUGCCUUGCUGUUGAAUUCUAUGAUGGUUGGAUGCAGAUGCAUUUUGAAGGAGAAUAUUUGACUGUAAUUUAUUUCGAGUGUGUGCAUGUAUGAGAGGGAGAGGGGGCAGAAUUAUGGAAAGUGACCUCUUUUUGUGGCUGUAACUUAAUAAUUUAUUGUGCUCCUUUUUGUCCUCACCCCCUACCCCUUUGCCUUCUUGAAGGUUAAAAAGAGCAAAACUAUGCAAUCUGCACUGGUUGUUUUGUAAUCUUUCUGUAAUAAAAUGCUGCAGGUGUCUUUUCA
Molecule: messenger RNA, 4232 nt
Organism: Podarcis muralis (Common wall lizard)
Lineage: Eukaryota; Metazoa; Chordata; Lepidosauria; Squamata; Lacertidae
Source: RefSeq, a predicted model, not a curated record